Molecule: messenger RNA, 1054 nt
Organism: Etheostoma cragini (Arkansas darter)
Lineage: Eukaryota; Metazoa; Chordata; Actinopteri; Perciformes; Percidae
Gene: plppr2a
Product: phospholipid phosphatase related 2a
Exons: 6
Coding region: 428-1054 (208 amino acids)
Biological process (GO): signal transduction; phospholipid dephosphorylation; phospholipid metabolic process
Molecular function (GO): phosphatidate phosphatase activity
Source: RefSeq, a predicted model, not a curated record
CUCUCUCACGUUCUUGCGCUCCCUCUCUUCUGUGUCCUCAUUGCACUGAGCGCUGCACAUGAGGUGAUUUCAGCCUCUUAAAUCUGUGAAUCGUCGACCGGUUAUUGGAACAGGCUAAUUAAAAGGAGAGGGGGGGGGAGUGUGUUAGAGAUUUGGAGGAGACGUUGCCGCCGCUUCCUUCUCUCACGCUUCUCUUUGGCCCGGGAGGAAGCGAGGGAAGAGAGGAGGAAGCGAGGGAAGAGAGGAGGGGGACGAGGGGAGGCGAGACAGCCGGCUGGAUGCAGAUUCUUUUGAAACCUCUUCACCGUCAUCUGAUCUGAAAUGGCCGUCGCGUAGGAAUCUGCAGCCACAGCAACCGUCAGCUCGGCGACGAGGACAAGGACACGGAGAGCGGCCCGAGGGACGCUGGGAGAACCGGAGGAGAGGGAUGGCGGCGGAGGGGAAGCCGGGUGUAAAGAGCAGCAGCUCCAUCGUCCCCUGCUUCCUGUUUGUGGAGAUCCUCGUUGGAGAGCUGUGUGCCUUCUUCACCAAGGCGGAGGGAACCCAGGAGAGGACGAUCGUCACCGCAGACUGCUGCUACUUCAACCCCUUACUGAGGCGCAUCAUACGCUUCCUAGGUGUGUACACCUUCGGCCUGUUCACCACCACCAUCUUCGCCAACGCCGGCCAGGUGGUGACCGGGAACCAGACGCCUCACUUCCUGUCGGCGUGCCGGCCCAACUACACGGCGCUGGGCUGCCAGUCCACCAUGCAGUACAUCGCCGAGCGCCGCGCCUGCACCGGCAACCAGCUGAUCGUCACGUCCGCACGCAAAUCCUUCCCCUCCAAGGACGCCGCGCUGAGCGUGUACUCCGCCGUGUACACAGUGGGCAGCGCCACCAUCGGCAUGCCCAGCACGGACUCAGGCCGCUGGGGGGGCGGCGGGGGGGCGCUCGGCAGCAUCUGCUGGAAGCUGUUAAUCACACAAGUCGGCGGGAAGAAAACACUGCGUGUGAACGUGAAACUGAACGUUGCCUUCCGCUGUAUUCUGGGCCCGGUCGCCGUUGCCCAAUGA